Lecanosticta acicola is the source of this 1734-nucleotide messenger RNA. NCBI's taxonomy places the organism in Eukaryota, Fungi, Ascomycota, Dothideomycetes, Mycosphaerellales, Mycosphaerellaceae. The record is from the annotation of a GenBank genome assembly.
AUGGUGUGGGAUGCCGAGAAACAAGCUCACGGCGAGCCUGAAGAAGCAGCCAUUGCUAGCGUUUCCAUGGAGGAAGAUGAAGAAGAUGAAGGAAGAAGAAGAAGAAGAAGAAGAAGAAGAAGAAGAAUCCCACAGCGGCCCUUGACAGCGGCGGAGAAACUCGCCGCGACGAGGGUGAAUGUCGCUCCGAGAGACGGGAGCGCGAGUGAUCAAGACCCCGAAAAGGGAAGAGAACCCGGCGACAGCGACGAAAGCGACGAAAGGGAAGAGCAGCAGGAGGAAGAGGGAUCCGGCUUCUUCGCCUCCCUGCGCCGCUUCGAGCGCAAACUCGACAAAACCCUCGGCCUCGAAUCCGAAGCGAUCGAUCGGAAACUGCCCCAAGACAGGCAACCCCAACCGUGGCAUGCGCAGCUCAACAUGGCGCUGCUCUGGGCUUCCGGGACCAUGAAUGUGUCGUGCUUCGCGACGGGAUUCCUGGGCUGGGAAUUCGGCCUCUCCCUCAAACAGUCCAUCCUCUGCAUCCUCUUCGCUUCCCUCCUGGGCGGCGCGGUGUCGGGCUUCUGCGCCACGCUCGGGCCCGCGACGGGCUUGCGGCAGAUUUCCAUCGGGCGGUAUAGUUUUGGGUGGUGGCCGAAUAAGAUCAUCGCGGCGCUGAAUACGAUUCAGCAGAUUGGAUGGAGCGCGGUGGGGUGUAUUACGGGUGGAUUGGCCAUGACUGCGGUUUCCGGGGGUGGUGUUCCGAUUGCGAGUGGCAUCAUCAUCAUUGCGUGCUGUUCGCUUGUGGUGAGUUGUCUGGGCUUGCGGGCGAUUCUGGUCUACGAGAAGUAUGCCUGGUUGAUUUACUUUGUCAUCUUCAUGAUCAUCUUUGGAGAGACGGGACGCUAUGCGGAUAAUACGACGCCGACGAGCCUGAAAGGAGCAGAUCUGAGCGGGAAUGUUUUGUCCUUGUUGGCGGUGGUGUAUGGUUCUUCGGCGAGCUGGGCCACCGUCGCGAGUGACUAUUACGUUCACUACGCUGUGAACGUGAACCGGACAAAGGUCUUCCUCAUGACGACUCUUGGGAUUGCCAUUCCAACGAGCAUCGGCAUGCUAGCUGGCGCCGUGGUCUCCUCCGCGAUGAACAACCGCGAAGACUGGAAAGAAGCAUACGAAGACCAAGGACUGGGAUAUCUAAUCAGGGAUAUGCUAUACCCACUCGGCUUCGCCAAGUUCAUUCUGAUACUUCUGGUUCUUUCGGGAAUCAAUAUGAACAUUCUGAACGGGUAUAGUGCGGCGAUAUCAUGUCAGCAAUUUUCGCGGCCCUUUGCAAAGAUUCCGCGCUUCAUCUGGACGAUCGUCUGCUUCGGUGUCGUGAUUGCUCUUGCGCUUGCGGGUCGCAAUCACCUUCUGGCAUAUCUGCAGAACUUCCUGUCUCUGCUGGGAUACUGGUGCACCAGCUACUUCGUCAUCCUUUUCACGGAGCACUAUCUGUUCAAAAAGAACAACUUCGCCAAUUAUGAUCUCGAGGGCUGGAACGACCCGAAACGACUUCCUCUUGGUCUUGCUGCCUUGGCCGCAUUCUGCCUGGGUGUCGUUGUGUGGGUGAUGGGUAUGGUCGAGACCUGGUAUGUUGGUCCCAUAGGACGACAGAUCGGUAGCUCUGGCGGCGAUGUCUCCAACGAGUUGACUCUGGUCGUGACAGCGAUUGUGUACGUGCCUGCGAGAUACCUGGAGCUGAAGUAUGUCGGCAGAUGA